Molecule: messenger RNA, 3791 nt
Organism: Stegostoma tigrinum
Lineage: Eukaryota; Metazoa; Chordata; Chondrichthyes; Orectolobiformes; Stegostomatidae
Product: gap junction beta-4 protein-like
Exons: 2
Coding region: 191-991 (266 amino acids)
Biological process (GO): cell communication
Cellular component (GO): connexin complex
Source: RefSeq, a predicted model, not a curated record
CUGUCAUACUCAAAGUUUGCCCCACCCAGAACUCCAAGUCAGGACAGCCCCAAAUAAACCAAUCUCUUCUCAGAGGGAGGUCUUACACACAGCCACAUAAGAUCGAAAGUUUGACAGACCUUUCAAAGUUGAACUGUCGGAGCAAAACGUGUGGUGCUUCUGCAGGUAUAACUGCAGACCUCCUAACACAAUGAAUUGGGCUUUUCUUCAAGGCCUGCUCAGUGGGGUGAAUAAAUACUCCACAGGAUUUGGCCGGAUAUGGUUGUCUGUCCUCUUCCUCUUCCGAGUCUUGGUUUACGUGGUAGCAGCCGAAAGAGUUUGGGGAGACGACCAAAAAGACUUUGAGUGCAAUGUCAAGCAACCUGGUUGUGAAAAUGUCUGCUUCGAUUACUACUUUCCUGUCUCCCACAUCCGACUGUGGGCUCUGCAGCUCAUAUUUGUCUCCACUCCAUCUCUGCUGGUGGUCAUGCAUGUAGCUUAUAGAGAAGAAAGGGAGAGGAAGAACAGGCUGAGAAAUGGGGAGACCUGUCACAGUAUUUACAGUGACACAGGCAAAAAGAUAGGAGGGCUGUGGUGGACUUACGUUAUCAGCCUUGUAUUUAAAGCAGGGAUUGAUAGUGGGUUCCUAUACAUACUUUACACCAUCUAUAAAGAUUUUGAAUUGCCCCGCCUUGUUAAAUGCGAUUUAGCCCCUUGUCCUAACACUGUGGAUUGCUUCAUUGCCAGGCCAACUGAGAAAACGAUCUUCACUAUUUUCAUGGUUGUUACUGCAGCCUUGUGUGUUCUUAUAAAUGUCUGUGAGUUCACAUACCUUGUAAGUAAGAGAAUUGUGUCCAGUUUCUGUUCCUCAGGCAAGAAAAGGCGGUCAAGUCAAUCUACAAGGGGGCCAACCACCUUAUUUGAAAAGCCAUCCAGUGCAAACUUCAAUCCAGAAGAUAAGUCAGUUGCUGGAAAUCAAAGUCCAAAUGUUAUCAUUCAUUUGAAUUCCUGAAGAUUCCAAGUCAAAAGUUAUUUCCAUUUGAAUGUGCAGAAAUAUUUGAACUAAUUAUGUACGGCAACUUCUUGCAAAAUAUUUUUGUCCAUCUAAUGAAUACCAGAACUGAACAAGCAAUCCUCAAGCUGGCGCCAUCUUUUAUGACAAUAAUGCUGCCUUAUCACAAUAUAAGUCACUUUUAGAAGGUCUUCACAUUAUCCAGUUCAUCUCCAGUCCCUGCUGCAAAGAAUACUGACUUUCUGUGUCGCUGGGCAUAAUAUUUAAGUAGCAGGUAGAGUGAUAUUACUUUGAUGUCAGAUUAAAUUCAAUCUGGCCUUAUUUUCUUUUCAUCAGUCGAUCCAUGCGAGCUGAUGAGCAUUCCAAUAGCAAGGUUCAUAAAUAAAACUAUAGGAUGUUGAGGAGAGUAAGAAGGAAGAUUAUACAAAAUCUUUUCAGUUAAGAGAGAAGUUUAAGGGACAGAGUUAUAAGUGAAGUAAAAUGAAGCAACCAUACAAUGGAAUUAAGAGACACAUGCAAAGCAUUGACCACCUCCAACAACGAAGAAUCUAAGAAUCUAACCAACAUGCCUUGACGCAUAUUAUCAUCAUUGAACUCUCCAACAUUCUUGGGAGGGUUGUUAGCAUGGACUAGAAACUCACCUGGAUCAAUCUCAUAAAUGACGUGGUUACAAAAGCAGGCCAAAUGCUGGAAGUUCAGAAUACAAUCUGUCUCCUCCAUGAUAGCAUGCUAUAACAUUACUGGGCAAUGUCUCCAGAACACAGCAAUUCCUCCAUCAAAACAAGCAUCAAAACUGACUUGCCGUCAAUGCUAGUUAUGAUUUUUCAAACACUAAAGCUGCAGCUCAUGACUUGACAGGCCUCCCUGACAUCUGUUGACACUGUUACACUGACGGUAAGUUCUUCAACAUUACCAGUUAAAGUCAAAGCAAAGAUACCACUUCUGUUACAGAAUUACAAUAUACUGCUGAUGCUCAAGUUAGUUCUCACCCUUAAGAACCAUUUCAGCAGCUUGUUAAUGUAUAUACUAAAAUCUAGAAGAGCAUGGAACUUUGGGAAGACCAAAGGUCCACUACCAAUCCACAUCAAAUUCAACACCUUCAAUUAAGAUUAAGAACGUGCUGGAAAACUGACCUCACUUCCCAUAUCUCAGAAGCUUUCUAUCCCACGAAGCGAAUGUUGAUGAAGAGGGACAGCACUAAAUCCAUCAGCUAAAUGAAUCUUUUCAGUAUUGUAAUAACAGACAAGAAAUUAAACUCAGAAUCUGUUGCACAGUGGUUCUCCAGUGCUUCUCCACAAUGCCACAACUUGGACAAUCAUAGAUGACAUUGAAGAUCAAGAACAGCACCGUGAACAUGGUUUUCACAACAAAAUCCUGCAAAACUGAGAUUAUCAAAACUUUUAGUACAGCUCCUGAUUGUUAAGAAGCACUCUCUGAGCAUUUCACUGUUACGUGUUCUUUUAUUGAUGUUUCAAGAUAUUAACAUGGGCAGAACAUGAAUAUACAUCUUCCAAUCCAAAGCCCCAACCCCAUGUCCUAAAGCUUUGUGAGGCAACUUCUCGGCAGCUGGUUGUGUUAUUCAAUCUGAAUCCAAUAGUAAAUUUUAGAUUUCUUUUACAGUGCCAAACUGUUUCCAGCUCUUGGUGUCAUUUGACAUUGCAAAUUGAAUGCAUAUGCUGCUACUCACAAAUCAAAAACACCCGUAUUUUUCUUGAUCUAGGUCAAGCUUGUUUGCUAUUGACUCACCCCUAGCAAUUACUCACCACUUAUCAUCAUACUUGGGAGCGUAACACUGCAUUAAAGUCAAUUGUUGUAACUCAUCUUGUCGGCAAACACCUUCCAUUAAGAUUAAACAAGUCAGCACUGAACAGAACAUUUACCACUAGUUAGACCACUGGGCAUAUAUAUGCACUGAACCUUUAGAACUAUGUGGUGCUAUAACAGAAAUAUUUAGUAACAUGAACAAAUGGAGAAAGAUAGGAUCAGACUGUGUGGACUCAAGAAUGUGGGACCAUUGGCACAGGAUUAAACUCAAGAGGCUUAGAGCAUAAAACAGGAGAAAUUCUCAAGUCUUUGGAGUUGAUAUCCAAGAUUCUUGUUCAUGGCAGAGAUUGUAUCAAAAUUAAAGAUUAACAUAAAUAGGUGGAUGAAGGAAAAGGGAUUGAAGAAUAUUGAAACAGGGUGAGCAAAUUAAUACAUAGCAUUCAGUAAAUAGAACUACUUACUUGCAUGGAGGGUAAUUGCUGACAUGGACUUGUCCCCAUGCUGUAAAUUUUUAAACUACUUCAAUGCAUUGUAUUUGUAGCUAUAUGCUCAAUUUGCUUGGGAUUCUUCAGGAUUACUUACAAAUAUUAAUACAAGUCAUGAAAUAAUGCAUUAUAAAAUAGUAUGGAUCAGUAAUACUUGGUUUUACAUUUUAUUCCAUCAUUUAUAGAAUGUAAUACCAAAUAGUUCUGUCAAAAAGUUGGAACAUACUAGAUCAAUAAAACAUUUCAUUGAUUACAAAUUUUGAAUAGUGCUUUAUUUGCUACCGUGAUAACCCAUAAUGGUUCACCAUACAGCACAUGUACUAGAAAUUUGUAUCUUGUAUCUUAUAUAUCCCCAUGUGUUUUAUAUAUAUGCAUAACAUGCAUGUGCCACCGGUAGUAAUGCAGUCCCUUUUAGCACAGACAUUCAUUGUAUUGGGGGGAAUAAAGCAACUUUGCUCAAGGGUCUUAUGAUCCAAUAUGCAAUGAAAUGUCUGAAGAAUAUGGCAAAGUCUUUCCAAGUUGCAAUAAAAUAAAAUCUCCAUUGAAUAUUA